Molecule: messenger RNA, 1378 nt
Organism: Papaver somniferum (opium poppy)
Lineage: Eukaryota; Viridiplantae; Streptophyta; Magnoliopsida; Ranunculales; Papaveraceae
Product: protein HGH1 homolog
Exons: 8
Coding region: 68-1084 (338 amino acids)
Source: RefSeq, a predicted model, not a curated record
UCAGUACUUUUUUCCUGUAAUUAGAACUGAGUGAGGGUUUAAAGAUUUUCUGUGAAUUAGCUCAACAAUGGCGACUGAACUUGAAGAACUUUUGGGUUUCCUAUCAUCUCCCUUACCACAAGUGAAGAAGGCAGCUGUUGAUAUUGUUAGAGACUUAACUGGUUCACAAGAUGGUGUGCAACGUAUAAUACAAUACUCCAACAUUGCAGCACCCUCACUUGCUCGUCUCUUAGGAGAAAAUAAGGAGGUUUCGGUGCCUGCAGCUGAAGCUCUUGUAAAUCUUUCAGAAAAUCCAAAAAUAUCUGAAAAGAUGGAUGAGAUUGGAAUGGUUAACAUAGUGAUGGACUUGUUGUAUAAGAAAGAUUGUGUAAUUAAGCGUUUGCUGGUUAUGAUUCUCGUUAAUCUCACACAGCUCGAUGCCGGAAUUACUUCGUUACUACAGAUUGGAGAGGAGAAGGUGGAAGGGUUGUAUGUUAUGAAGCUUGUUAGAUCGUUUUGUACAGCUUCAGAUGAAAAAGAUGACCCCUUUGAGCACGUAGGCUCCAUACUAGUGAACAUUUCAAAAAUGCAAGCAGGACGGAAAAUCCUGAUGAAUCCUAAGCGAGGUCUUCUGAAACAAAUCAUUCGGCAAUUUGAUUCACCUAGUCUCUUGAGAAAGAAAGGGGUUUCUGGAACCAUUAAGAAUUGUUGUUUUGAAGCUGAAGAUCAGCUACAGGAUUUGAUUUUGAUGUCAGAAUUUAUUUGGCCAGCUCUUCUACUGCCUGUUGCUGGAAAGAAGGUUUAUAGCAAAGAGGAUUUAUCUAAAAUGCCGCUUGAGCUUUCAAGCGCACUCUCAAUUGAGCGAGAACAAAUUGAUGAUCCAGAAAUUCGCAUCCAAGCACUGGAAUCUAUUUAUUUGAUUGCUUUACAGGAAGCAGGUCGAAGAUCUUUGUGGUCUGUUAAUGGUCCACGAAUACUGGAAGUUGGAUACGAAUACGAGGAGGACCCUAAAGUAAUGGGCGCUUUCGAGCAAAUAGGAUCCUUGCUGGUUGAAGGAAAUGAUGUUGAGGAAUCAUCUGCACCAAACACUGAAGCUGCUACGUGAUUCCAAAGCAUCUCGGAGAUGAAUGUAAGGCUCGUUGUUCUAUUUCUGGAACUCCAUUUAAGGAUUAUGAUUAUCAGUUCAGUUCGAGGGGUGCUGUGUGCGAGCUUAAGUUUGGCAUUUUUUCCUUUUUGUUGAAUUAUCUUGCUUGAAAGAUGCAAUAACAAUAUGAGAAGUGGGAACACUUGAUUAGUUAUUAGUCUUAUAGGGUAGUUUGUGUCAAACUUAUACUGCACUCAGAAGGAAAGAAUUUCUGGUUUUAGAAGUGCAUCUUUGCCUGUGGCUUCUUAUCAAACA